AUGUCGAAGCUACGGCGCCUUCUACCAGCACCCAGCAGCGCCACGGAUUCGGCAGUCAUCAAGUUGUCCCCUUCCGACGAACCCAAGUCAUCUCAAUCGCAGGCCAUGGGCGAAACGGAAGCGAAUGUUUCGGCCUGUUACGCCAACGUCUUGGAGUAUCCUGAAAUACUCAACACAAUGAUCGGUGAAUACACACAUCAAAGCGGUACUAGUACGGGUCAAUCACAGUCCGAAUGCUACACAUCUGGAGAUACGCCUACUGCCGCGCUAUCGUAUCCACUGGCUACUCAUGAUCGAAUAUGCUAUAAAAACGAACCGGAUGUCGAGUUUCAACUAUCGGAAACAGAAAAUCGAACGGCUGGUUUUACCAGAAAGCGGGCUUACGAGCAUCUGCUGUUGAACCCCGCCGAGAGACUGGUACCGCAACCGAAGAUGCAAAGACUCUUCUUCGACGCUGAAGGGAGCAGCGAAGGUAUACGGAGUUGUCAAUUGGCUCAGGGUGCCUUAACUUACACUGGCCACAACGUUGACAGCCGCCGCCCAACACAUUCCACGAUACCCGACUUCCAGCUUCUCGACUACUAUUCCAAUCUGGUCGAUACCAACCCUUACCAGCUUUCCGCACCCGAUGAUCUCAACGGCGAAUACAUUAAUCCUCGUACGGCAUUUAGACAGGUACUACCUUACGCGCAACUUGACACUUCAUCCUCCGACAUGUAUGAUGCACUUCCAUCGACGCCCGGUUCCGUCGACGUGCAUGGCACCUGUGCGCGGCCGCUCGAAAGCCAGAGGACGACCACCCUUCCGAUCAGCAAUGAUUUAUGCGUGGACUUUGGAAAUUAUUUAGUUCCUACGAACUCUAACGAUCGCUACCUGAUAUCUUCACCCCAGAAUAGGGUCGGAGACGAGUCGAUUCCUAGCCCGGAACUGACGCUGGUAGGACCCCCGGAAAUUCACGAAAACAAUCCCACGGAUAGCACCAUGUUAGACCGCCAUGGAGACCUAGCACAUCGGAUGGGCCAUCCUCUGUACGAGCAUCAGACAAUAGCGCUUGGCUGGAUGCAGCAGCAGGAGGCCGACGAAACGAAGAAAGGGGGGAUUCUAGCCGACGCCAUGGGCCUUGGAAAGACGAUCACCACUCUGGCAUUAAUCAUGACACGACCGCCGAUGGCUUUAUGCAAUAGCUUUCCAGCGCCCACGUUAGUCGUGGCACCAACAGCCUUACUUGAUCAGUGGGAAUCUGAAGCGGCUGACAAGGUCAUGAUUCAAUACCGACUAAAGAUUUUGAAUGCGCAUCGGCAUAAGUGUACUUAUGACGAGCUUCGAUCGUGUGACCUCGUUCUCACAAGUUACGGAAAAUUACGCAACGAAAUGUACGCCCUUGAUCAACAUUUGAAGGUGAGGAGUGUGGAGUGUGGAGAGCAAUUGAGCGACGACCUGGGCGACAGGUUCCCUUUCAUGGCACCACAAUCGCUUUUCUACCGCAUUAUUCUUGACGAGGCCCAAGUCGUGAAGAAUGCGAAGACUGACGUGGCCCGGGCGGUCCGUAAGAUCCGCGCAGAGUAUCGUUGGUGCCUCACCGCUACUCCUAUGAUGAACUCGGUGAACGAACUGGCUGCUCUACUCCAAUUCCUACGGAUCGAGCCAUAUGGCAACCCCCAGGGUGUUGAUGAACUAUUUGGCACUCUGCAUGGCAGGCAGCAACGUGUGCGGACAAGCGAUGCGCCAAUACCACAACUUGGGGCAUUGCUUCAGACCAUCAUGCUCCGUCGAACACAACACUCGACGAUACGAGGCCAGCCGAUCCUGAAUCUCCCGAGAAAGUUCGAAUGGGUAGAUUCUGUCGUACUCAGCGGCCGCGAGAGGGACUGCUACCAGCAUGCAGAGACGCAAAUGCGGCUUCAGGUGUCGGGACUCAUUGCGCAAGGACUGACGAGAAGACGUUACGCAGCCAGUCUUGGUAUGCUUAUGCGCCUGAGCCAGGCAUGCUGCUAUCCUAACACAGACACGUUCGAACAACAUGGCGGGGCCGACAAGCAUCUUCCUAACCUCGAGACGUUGCGGAAGCAUGCUGCUCACAACACGGACGCACGCCAGCAAUACAUGAAGCACCUCCGCACCAUCUCGUCCGACUCGGCCAAAAUCGCAAAGUGUAUCGAGAUCCUAAGGUCUACGACUGGCAACGUUCUGGUCUUCUCGCAAUGGACCUUUCUGCUGGAUCUACUGGAAGCUGAGAUCUCCCGAGAACGCAUCGAUUUCUGCCGUUACGAUGGCGCUAUGAAGCCCCACCAGCGAAGCAAUACGGUCGCUAGUUUCACAAAUGGUAACGGAAUCAAGGUGAUGCUCAUAUCGCUUCAUGCCGGGAACUGUGGCUUGAAUCUCAGUGCUGCAUCUCAUGUCAUUCUCAUGGACCCGUGCUGGAACCCGUUCGUGGAGGACCAAGCCAUUGGCCGGGCACAUCGCAUUGGCCAAACGCAGGAAGUGCACGUGCAUCGAAUAUUGGCUGAGGGAACAGUUGAGGAUCGCAUUAUCGAGUUUCAGCGACGAAAGCGGGCGCAGGUCAAUGUUGUGUUGGGCGAUUCGGCGGCUCAAUCCACGGGAGAACUCAGCACCGAUGAUCUUGCUUUUUUAUGUGGCUUCGUAGGAGAGAAGGGGGUUCAUGAAUUCGAAGAUGGUGCAAUCGCUGACUAG
Molecule: messenger RNA, 2691 nt
Organism: Neoarthrinium moseri
Lineage: Eukaryota; Fungi; Ascomycota; Sordariomycetes; Amphisphaeriales; Apiosporaceae
Exons: 3
Coding region: 1-2691 (896 amino acids)
Cellular component (GO): cytoplasm
Molecular function (GO): ATP binding; ATP-dependent chromatin remodeler activity
Source: RefSeq, a predicted model, not a curated record